AUCAAAUCAUACCUAUGCAGGAUAUUCAGGAAAUUGUUUCGACGAAUGCCUCCAGAACUUGGAUACAAUGCUGCAACAGAAGCACAGGACAGGAAACAAAAUAAUUGGCUUUUUCCCAGUUGAAAAGUACAUAACCGGUCCCCCAGCAUCUUUUCUCUUUUCUCUUUUCUUCCCCUUCUCUUUGUGUUUAACAAUCAGAGAAAGCAUCCUCCAAGACCAUCGAGGCGAUACAAAAAAAUCCUCUAUUGAAAGAAUUCGAACCACUAUCAACCAACAGCUCCGUCAUCCCAGACAUAGUCCUCACUUCAACAACUUGCCGUCUGUCUCCUUCUUAUCAACACACCUACACGAGAGACCAACAUGACAGGCAAAGACCUCAAAACGCUGGGACAAGAACUCCGCAGGAUGGAAAGGUACCAAGAGUUGACCAGGAUGAACCAAGAGAAUCGAGAAACCGACCCAUGGGCCAACGCCAUGCACCAGGACAUCCAUGACAGCAGCUCUUCCAGUAACACCAACUCUCCCACCCUCAACAACAACAAAAACAACAACAACCCCUCUCGUCGCCACGCAACCGAGCUUGCACGCUCAUCAGAGUCUACCGCUCUCCCUACUCCUCCCCAAACACCACCAUCUUCAUCUUGCCCGCCACCACAGUCACCACCAGCCUACACCCCCCCUCCCACCGCCCAAGCUCGCGCUCGCGCCCGCCUCGGCUACGUCGGUGUCAAAUCAUCCCUGCCCAACACCUUUUCCCCCUGGGGCGAAGGCACAGCGGGAACCGACAUCGACGACAUUGGCAGACCAGCACAAGACAGGCCGCGACCACCACCAUACAUCUUCCACGCCCGCGACAGAUUUCUCGAGACCGGCCUACCUGCAACCUUUGAUACCUCUAGUCACACCUCCUCACCAUAUCCAUAUUCUUCUUCUUCGCCGUCAGCCUAUCAUGGUACCUCUACAUAUAUGGCUCCGAGUCAUCCCAAGGCGGCGGCGCUCUUCGGCGGCGCUACGACAACAACAACAACCAGCGACGACAACAACCGCAGUGCAGAAACUAGUACUACUACUACUACACCGCGUGCACCAUCCCGUGCUUAUGGUGUGGCUCGUCGCGUUGCACUUUAUAGCAAUAUAACAACACCAGCAACACCAACAACGGGUAAAAGAAAGAGCAAUAACCGCAAUAUAUGGGGCGGAAGAAGAAGAAGCUUCAGAAGCAUCAGAACUGUGGACUACAUGCUUGAUCUUGAGCGGGGUAACCCGGUCCACAAGGAGACGGACGUGAAGAAAUAUGCCACUGCGGUUUUCUUGGCGAUCAUUGUGAUCUUGAUUUUUAGUUGUACAGUUGUGUACUUUACCUCACAAGGUUGA
This is a messenger RNA of Neurospora hispaniola, 1374 nucleotides long. RefSeq lists its product as uncharacterized. The transcript has a single exon. Bases 361 to 1374 code for a protein of 337 amino acids. The record is from RefSeq and is a predicted model, not a curated record. Lineage: Eukaryota; Fungi; Ascomycota; Sordariomycetes; Sordariales; Sordariaceae.